AUGGCAAAGAGGAAGCAAUCGGCAGCCCGGGAGGCGAAGAUAGCCGGCUGCUGUUCCGGUGACGGCAUCGCAAGCUUUUGGUGGUGGAGUUUCAGCUUGGUGGUUGGCACUGUUGAAUGCAUGAAAGGAGCAAGUUGCAACAAGCCAUCAGGAUGGCAGAGAUUUAAUUUAGGGCUGUGUCUGGCUGGACCCCUGAAGGAGAAACUCGUUUUCUGCUUUCUUGCAUUUGGAGUAUCCAGAGUUUCUUCUGGAAACGGGACGAUGUUUCGCAGCGAGGAGAUGUGCUUGGCCCAGCUCUUCUUGCAGUCGGCUUCAUCCUAUGCUUGUGUUAGCGAAUUAGGAGAGCGAGGCCUCGUGGAGUUCCGUGAUCUAAAUCCUCAUGUCAGUGCCUUCCAGCGGCGCUUUGUGGGAGAACUGCGGCGUUGUGAAGAAAUGGAGAAAACAUUCAAUUUUUUGGCCCAAGAAGUGCAGAAAGCUGGACGGUCUUUGAAGCCUCCAGAGGAGAAUCUGGCCGCACCCUUGGCCCGCGAGGCCCUGCGUAUCCAGGAGCAGUCUGAGACCCUGUCACAGGAGCUGCGGGAAGUGAGCCACAACCGGGAGGCCCUGCUCAGUCAGCUGCAGGAACUGCGGGAGCAUAUUCAGGUGCUGCAGGAGGGCCAGCGCUUCACUGGUCAAUUGGUGCUGCCCCUUGAUUCGCCUGUCCGUUCUCGUGCUUACUCUGAAAGAGAUCCUCUGCUUAACCCCACCGUGCUACACCGCCCUGACCUCAGAAUCAACUUUGUGGCAGGUGUGAUACAUCCAUGGCGGGUGAAUUCCUUCGAACGGCUGUUGUGGCGUGCAUGCCGUGGCUACCUUGUUCCACAUUUCAUAGAGAUGACAGAACCCGUUGAAAAUCUAUCCACGGGGGAAAGCAUCACCUGGGUCAUCUUCCUCAUCUCCUACUGGGGUGAACAGAUUGGGCAGAAAAUCCGUAAGAUUGCCAACUGCUUUCACUGCCACGUGUACCCAUAUCCUGAGAAUGAGGCUGAGCGCACGGAGACCUUGAGUGAGCUGCGAACUCAAGCAGAAGAUCUGACCAUAGUAUUAGGCCAGACGGAGCAAUAUUUGGACCAGGUGCUGCAAAAAGUGCUUUCUGUUCUACCCGCUUGGCAAGUACAGAUCCAGAAGAUGAAGGCGAUCUACUUCAUCCUCAACCAGUGCAGCUUCAGCAUCACUGAUAAAUGCCUCAUUGGUGAGGUUUGGUGUCCUGUCCGUGACCUUCCUGCUGUGCAGCUGGCCCUGCGCGAAGGAUCGCAGCGCAGUGGUUCUGGAGUGGAGUCCUUUGUCCAUCGGAUUAUCUGCACCGAGAAUCCCCCGACUCUCAUUCGCACCAAUAAAUUCACUGCUGGCUUCCAGAACAUUAUUGAUGUCUAUGGAGUGACCAGCUAUCAAGAGAUGAACCCAGCUCCUUACACCAUCAUCACUUUCCCUUUCCUCUUUGCCGUCAUGUUUGGGGAUGUUGGCCAUGGACUACUGAUGUUCCUCUUUGCCCUUUGGAUGGUGCUUUUUGAGAACCGGCCUGGCAUGAAGAAGGUGGAAAAUGAGAUCUGGCAGAUGUUCUUUGAGGGCCGUUACCUCAUCCUCCUAAUGGGUGCCUUCUCUGUCUACACCGGUUUCAUCUACAACGAAUGCUUUGGCAAGGCAAUGGCCAUCUUCCCCUCUGCUUGGAGUGUCGCUGCUAUGGCCAACAACUCGGACUGGAGCUCAGACUACAUCAUAGAAAGCCUUUCUCUAAACCUGGACCCCAAUGUCAGCGGCGUUUUUAAUGGUCCCUACCCUUUUGGGAUAGAUCCGAUCUGGAGUCUGGCUGUUAAUCACCUCUCCUUUCUAAACUCCUUCAAAAUGAAGAUGUCUGUGAUCUUGGGCAUUUUUCACAUGAGCUUUGGAGUGUUUCUUGGCAUCUUCAACCACAUCCACUUCAAGCAAAGAUACAAGAUCCUAUUGGUUUUCCUUCCAGAGAUCACUUUCCUUCUGCUGCUCUUUGGCUACCUUGUAAUCCUGAUAUUUUACAAAUGGUUUAUGUAUGAUGUUUCUAACUCCAAGUUCGCCCCUAGCAUUCUCAUCCACUUCAUUAACAUGUUCCUGUUUUCAGAGAGUGGUGAAAAUACUGCGCUCUUUAAGCAACAGAUAGUAGUGCAGAAGGUGUUGAUGUCGGUGGCUCUGAUCUCUGUGCCCAUCCUGUUGCUGGGGACACCCUUAUAUCUCAGGCACAAACAUCGCCAAUCUCGGCACAAUCCUUCCACAGCAGGAGAGCGGCAACCACUGCUGAACUCACAGGAACGAAAGGUAUCUGUGAACAUUGCUGAAGGUGACGUGGAUCACAUGGAAACCAACCAGGAGGAGGAGGAGUUUGACUUUAGCGACGCGAUAAUGCAUCAAACAAUCCACACUAUUGAGUAUUGCCUGGGCUGCAUCUCGAACACGGCCUCUUAUCUGCGUCUCUGGGCCCUCAGUUUGGCCCACGCACAGCUCUCAGAGGUCCUCUGGAAUAUGGUGAUGAAUACUGGCUUUCAGCUGAAGGGCUACGAAGGCGGGGCUGUCCUUGUACCUGUCUUUGCUUCGUUUGCAGUAUUGACUGUGGCAAUUUUGCUGGUGAUGGAGGGACUCUCAGCUUUCCUGCAUGCCCUUCGUCUUCAUUGGGUGGAAUUCCAGAACAAAUUCUAUUCAGGUACUGGGUACCAGUUCAGCCCCUUCAACUUCACCAGCGACAUUUGGAUCUAAGGGGGAAAAAAUGACUGCUUCUCUCCAGCAAGGGAAUAUUUAGUGUGCCAUCCUGAACUAAUGGGCAAAGCUAUCAGCUUAUGUUGCUUUUUUUUUUUAAACUGACUCUUGCUUCCCCAUCUACUGCUUGUGACUUCUAUCUAGGCAGAAAAUGCACUAGCUUUUAACAGCCUGUUACAAUUAAACCGAGAUCCUGUGCUGACUCACACAUGAAUAUCAGUAUUUAGGCUGAUAUUAUGGAACUGAAGGAACAAUCUUCCAGAGCUGUGUUUUGAAUCUUGCCACAUUGCUUGCAGAUCUUUUGAUACAUAACCAUCUUAUGUAUAUUUCUGUAUCCUGAAAGCUCUGGUGAGAAAAAAUGGUAAAAGACCUUAAGGAAAAUUAGAAUACAGGAAACACUGAAAUUUGAUCUAUUGGAGCUACAAGGACAUUGUCCAUUUGUAUCACUCAUCUGUGUAAAAAGGGACCGGUUUACUUACUUAGAUUAGUUGACAAGAGACCUGGCCAAGGGACUUUUUAAAUUACUUUCUGCAGAACUGCGCUAGAAUUUUAUUGGGGGGGCGGGGGUUAAUGUCCAGGUCAGCCUCAGAAAAAAAUUCUUGUGACAAAGAACUCAGGUUGAUGCUGCAUCUACCAAAAUAUGAGGUGGAGGCAGAUCCAAGCCGUCAAGACAGACUUGAUCUAAAGCACAGUUGACAUGUUGGGGGUUAAUGCAGGGAAGUGGAUUGAGAUGUUGGCUGUUCUUUCUGUCUUAUGAGCCCAGCUUACGGGCUGUUAGCAAAGCACAUUAAUGGAACGUGGACCAGAGAGGAGGCAAAUGGAAACAGCACCUCUCCCAUGUAGGCCAACUAAGCUUAACUUUGCCAAAGGCAAAAGAGGGAUUCUUGGCAUGGAGUGUACUACAAGCUUCCUUCACAUUGAAGGCAGAGAGGCCUCAAGAAUGCAUCGAAAGCUUGUCUCACUCUGUCACAUCCUCCCCUUAAGAGGACGGUGCAUUCAAUAGGCCAGGUAGAAUUCUGUGCUAAAGACAUUGAAAUCCUUAUCCCUGUGGCACUAACUCAGCAACAAAAAUA
This is a messenger RNA of Protobothrops mucrosquamatus (brown spotted pit viper), 3833 nucleotides long. It is a transcript of the gene TCIRG1, whose product is annotated as T cell immune regulator 1, ATPase H+ transporting V0 subunit a3. Gene Ontology annotation, cellular component: vacuolar proton-transporting V-type ATPase, V0 domain; vacuolar proton-transporting V-type ATPase complex; plasma membrane. The coding region runs from base 1 to 2760 and encodes 919 amino acids. The transcript has 22 exons. Gene Ontology annotation, biological process: vacuolar acidification; proton transmembrane transport. Gene Ontology annotation, molecular function: proton-transporting ATPase activity, rotational mechanism; ATPase binding. The record is from RefSeq and is a predicted model, not a curated record. Lineage: Eukaryota; Metazoa; Chordata; Lepidosauria; Squamata; Viperidae.